UUGCCCCUUUCUCCUCCUCAUCCUCCUCUUCUUGCCAGUCUGCACUUAGAAUUCUGUGCCACUUUCCUGAAGACUGUUGGGAGCUUCUGAAGCUUUCCGUCCUGUGUGCCUCAGAUUAGACAGCAAUUCCACAGAGUCCCGGAAGUUAAAGAAGGCUGAGUUAGGAUUGUUUCCUCAUGGUCAGGGAAACAGCCUUCACAUUUGCAUAUUUUAUGCAGUAUUUAGGGCAGGAUUCAGGGGCUUGGGAUUCUUUGGGAUUUGCAAUAAGAAGAAUAUUCAAUAUUUAGGCUUUUCUAAAUUGAAAAAUCGCUGCCACACAUUCUAAUGUAAUUGUUUGGUUUCUCUAUUUGCAUUUUGCGGGGACUGCCUUAAAACUCAUUUAUUGUUUUAUGGCCUUCUAUUAUGGCUACCAUUGUUACAUGAUUUUAUUUAUAGAAAUUGGCUGAUCUAGAACUUUCAGAAAUCAUACUAAUAUGCACUAUAAAUUUUAAAAUUACUUAAUGUAGUAAUUUAAUGUUUGCAGUAUGCAAGGGAAUGUAUUACGUACUGGAAGGAGAGGGGAGACAAACACCAGACCCUGUACUCAAGGAGUACUGGUAGUAUCAUUUAUCAUGCAAGACAGAUAAGAUAAGGUCCAUAAACAGAGCUAUAAACAGAUGCUGUGAGUUCAGACUAAGGAUAAUCAGUUCUUGCUGUAGGUAAGGCGAAUGCUGUGUUUAUAAAGCAAAUGACAUGGAAACUGGAUCUUGAAGGAUGAGUUAGGUACAAUCAUUGGUUUGAUGGGAUGGCACUGCUUCACCAGUUCAGGAUGGCAAAGGGCACAGUGACAUACAGGAGCAAGUUUCUACAGAGUGAUACAUAUAAGGCCAAUAGUGCUAAAAACCGAAUUGUGAUGUCAGAAUUUGGCACACUGGCUCUCUCGGAUCCAUGCAAGACUGUUUUUGAACGUUUCAUGUCCAGGUUUGAGCUGCCUGGUAAAGCUGCAGCCAUGACUGACAACACUAAUGUCAACUAUGUGCAGUACAAGGGUGAUUACUACCUCUGCACUGAGACCAACUUUAUGAAUAAAGUGGACAUUGAAACUCUGGAAAAGACAGAAAAGGUAGAUUGGAGCAAAUUUAUUGCUGUGAAUGGAGCAACUGCACAUCCUCAUUACGACCCGGAUGGAACAGCAUACAAUAUGGGGAACUCCUUUGGGCCAUUUGGUUUCUCCUAUAAGGUUAUUCGGGUUCCUCCAGAGAAGGUGGACCUUGAGGAGACCAUCCAUGGAGCCCAGGUGAUAUGUUCUAUUGCUCCUACAGAGAAGGGGAAACCUUCUUACUACCAUAGCUUUGGAAUGACAAGGAACUAUAUUAUUUUCAUUGAACAACCUCUAAAGAUGAACCUGUGGAAAAUUGCCACUUCUAAAAUUCGAGGAAAGGCCUUUUCAGAUGGGAUAAGCUGGGAACCCCAGUGUAAUACACGGUUUCAUGUGGUGGAUAAACACACUGGACAGCUUCUUCCAGGGAGAUACUACAGCAAACCUUUUGUUGCAUUUCAUCAAAUCAAUGCCUUUGAGGACCAGGGCUGUGUUAUAAUUGAUUUGUGCUGUCAAGAUAAUGGAAGAAUCCUAGAAGUUUACCAGUUACAGAAUCUCAGGAAGGCUGGGGAAGAGCUUGAUCAGGUCUAUAAUUCAGCAGGCAGAUCUUUCCCUCGAAGAUUUGUUUUGCCUUUAAAUGUCAGUUUGAAUGCCCCUGAGGGAGACAACCUGAGUCCAUUGUCCUAUACUUCAGCCAGUGCUGUGAAACAGGCUGAUGGAACGAUCUGGUGCUCUCAUGAAAAUCUACAUCAGGAGGACCUAGAAAAGGAAGGAGGCAUUGAAUUUCCUCAGAUCUACUAUGGUCAAUUCAGUGGCAAAAAGUAUCGUUUCUUUUAUGGCUGUGGCUUUCGGCAUUUGGUGGGGGAUUCUCUGAUCAAGGUUGAUGUGGUGAAUAAGACACUGAAGGUUUGGAGAGAAGAUGGCUUUUAUCCCUCAGAACCUGUUUUUGUUCCAGUACCAGGAACCAAUGAAGAAGAUGGUGGGGUUAUUCUUUCUGUGGUGAUCACUCCCAACCAGAAUGAAAGCAAUUUUCUCCUAGUUUUGGAUGCCAAGAACUUUGAAGAGUUGGGCCGAGCAGAGGUACCUGUGCAGAUGCCUUAUGGAUUCCAUGGUACCUUCAUACCCAUCUGAUGGGACAACCACAGGGUCUGGAAACUAGGUUUAAAAUAAGUGUGCACUUGGACAUAAAGACUAGAGCAAUAGACACUGAGGACACCAAAAGGGGGGCAAGGAGGAAGAGGGGCAGGGGUUAAAAAGCUACCGAUUGAAUACUAUGUUUCCUAUUUGGGUGAUGGGAUCAUUAGAAGCCCAAACCUCAGCAUCACACAAUAUACUCAUGUAACAAGUCUGCACAUGUACCCCAGAAUCUAACAUAAAAAUAAAAAGAAAAACAAAGAAUGUACU
Cercocebus atys (sooty mangabey) is the source of this 2482-nucleotide messenger RNA. RefSeq names its product beta-carotene oxygenase 2 (gene BCO2). Gene Ontology annotation, cellular component: mitochondrion. Lineage: Eukaryota; Metazoa; Chordata; Mammalia; Primates; Cercopithecidae. The transcript has 11 exons. The coding region runs from base 785 to 2209 and encodes 474 amino acids. Gene Ontology annotation, biological process: carotene catabolic process; retinal metabolic process. Gene Ontology annotation, molecular function: beta-carotene 15,15'-dioxygenase activity; carotenoid dioxygenase activity. The record is from RefSeq and is a predicted model, not a curated record.